GGGGGGGGCUGGGCCACCGCCGGGUUAAAGGCGGCUCCUUGCCUGGCCGCUGCUCCAGCCUCCGCUCCCUCGCUCCGCUGUGAUGGCCUCGUCGCCACUCCUUCCGUUCCUGCCUUUCCUGCUGCUGCUGCUGCUGCCGCCGGAGGUCCCCGCGGCGGCGCGGGCGUCCCCGCUGGAAACCCUCCCCGAGGGGGCGGCCGCCUGCGAGGCUGGGGACCUGUGCCCCAGGAAGUCACAAGCCCCGCCUGUCAACGUGAGCGUCUACUACGAGACGCUGUGCCCCGGCUGCCGGGCCUUCCUGGUCCGAGAACUCUUCCCGACCUGGCUGAUGGUCCUAGAGAUCCUCAAUGUCACACUGGUGCCCUAUGGAAAUGCCCAGGAACAAAAUGUCAGCAGCAGGUGGGAGUUCACAUGCCAGCACGGUGAGCAGGAAUGCAAGCUGAACAAGGUGGAGGCCUGCCUGUGGGACCAGCUAGAGAAGAACUUGGCCAUCCUGACCAUUGUCUGCAUGGAGGAAAUGGAUGACAUGGAGAAAAAUCUGAAACCGGUACAAGCUUGGCCCUGCGGGUACUGGAGGAGGAACCAUUGGGGAGAUAACACAGAGGAAGCUGAGGCAAUGCUCCCGCUCAACCAGCAACCCUUGUCCACCCUCAGUGCCUGCAGAUCUAUGCACCAGAUGUGUCCCCGGACACCAUCAUGGCGUGUGCAAUGGGGGACCGUGGCAUGCAGCUCUUGCACGUCAAUGCCCAGCUUACAGAUGCCCUGCAGCCACCCCACGAGUAUGUGCCCUGGGUCGUCGUCAAUGGGAAACCCCUGAAAGAUCCGAGUCAGCUCCUGAGCCUCGUCUGCCACUUGUACCAGGGUGAGAAGCCAGACGUCUGCCAACCCGUGGCCAGCUCCCAGAGGAAAGUCUCCUUCAAGUGACAGCUGGUGCCCGAGAAGGAGCUACUGGAGGAAGAGCAAGAGGGCACCUGUCCCUGUCUUUCCUGAUCCCUGACUCUCAGCAGCUGCUUGCCAUCAUCCAGAUAACUUCUGCACAUUCCAUGAAAGCCCAGACUCAGAAUCCGGCCCCCAGAUCAAGCAUCUCGCCCCACUGAGAAUGGUGCUACAUUGAAUGAGUUUAAUAAACACUUCUUCUGGA
Messenger RNA from Mirounga angustirostris (Northern elephant seal), 1141 nucleotides. RefSeq names its product IFI30 lysosomal thiol reductase (gene IFI30). The record is from RefSeq and is a predicted model, not a curated record. Gene Ontology annotation, molecular function: oxidoreductase activity, acting on a sulfur group of donors, disulfide as acceptor. Gene Ontology annotation, cellular component: lysosome. Bases 83 to 817 code for a protein of 244 amino acids. The transcript has 7 exons. NCBI's taxonomy places the organism in Eukaryota, Metazoa, Chordata, Mammalia, Carnivora, Phocidae.